This is a messenger RNA of Magallana angulata, 3150 nucleotides long. RefSeq lists its product as uncharacterized. The transcript has 8 exons. NCBI's taxonomy places the organism in Eukaryota, Metazoa, Mollusca, Bivalvia, Ostreida, Ostreidae. The coding region runs from base 155 to 961 and encodes 268 amino acids. The record is from RefSeq and is a predicted model, not a curated record.
AUGUGCUAGACGAGGCGACAGGCAAGUCCAGCGGCAACCCACGGAUAUCAUCAGUGAUAGUGACUGAGAAAUACUAUAUUGGCGCCCAACUCGAGGCCCUGGACUUGCCAGUUAUUCCGAGAAUUUUUUUCCCGUAGACAAUGCUUAAACAAAGAUGAAGUUGGAAUUAAUGGUAGCCAGUCUGCUGAUCUUGAUUCCUUUUGUGUUGCUGCAACAAACAGAACCUAAACAAUGCGUGAUCAUCCAGGACAAGAUGUCCAUUCAUACACCUCCAAUUCCUUCUUUUUUGUUGAAAAACAACAGAACAGAGUGUCAAGUAAACAGAGCAGGAGAAAGAAUGCUGAGAUGUGGCAAUUCGGAUGUGUACAUAAAACCAGAAUGUGUCUGUUCCUUCCACAACGUGUAUGAAGCUGUGUAUCACCAAUACUCCGCUUGUCCACAAGGCAGGGGAUCAGAUGUUGUCACGAAAUUAAAAUGUCCAGAUUGCUUUAGAUAUAGUUUGAAUAACAAAGGACCCUGUAUCAACGGAGGCAAGCGGUCAUGCAAAGGGGAUGAAGUGGCUCCAAAAAUCGCAUGCGAAUGUCCUCCGCAAUACAAGGGAAUGUUUUGUGAGGAAAAAAUGGAAAAUAUCACAAGACUCUGUAAUAGAAUCCCAAAAUCUUCGGCUGCUACCUUAAAGACCUGUACGUUAACGAAAAAAGAAUGUGUCACAUAUAGCCGGAACAGGCAGUAUGCCUUCAAGUGUAACGAGACUGACACAUCUCAGGAAAGAGGAGAACUGCCGUUGUGCAUAGACACAGAAGAUAUCACAAUGUCCCCCGCUGUCACUGAUGUUACUUACUCGAUUGUCCCCGGAGAUACAAAGACGGUUCGGGUUGAUUCACUAAACAUGGUUUCUGCAGCUGAAAUACAUUCAUCUAUCCCCGUGCUGACCGUGAUUUCACUUACGUUACUAUUGUGAAAUCUUUUUAUUAUGUUGGUUUUUAUGUAAUGAUAUUUAUUAUUAUACAUAAAUUCAAAACUCACCACUACUACAUGGAACAUUAAAUGGCCUACACAAUCAUCACUCUCGUUUAUAUUCAUAUGAAGACGUACGGAUUGUUUUUUCAUGUUAAAUGUAAAAUAUUCUGAAAAAGGUUCUUAUAUUUGUACUUUGUUAUCAUAUAAUAUUGUAAUUGCUCAAAAAAAUAUAAGAUACACAGUAUGUAGGAUGCACUUAUCAGUACUUUUUCUUCAGACAGAUGCUUUCAUUUCAAACAUUUCACUGUAAUGAUUAAACAUACACAUGUUACUGAUGUGAAGGUGUCCUAGUACUACUUAAACUAAUAAUAUACAUGUAUGGCGUGCAGAGUAUGUCCAACUUUAUAUGCAACUAUUUUUUAUUUGAAUAAAAUUUUUAUGUUAAGGAAACAUUGUAGAAAUGGCAAAAUAUACAACGAAUUACUGAGUAUUGUAGAGUUUAGAAUAUAGCAAAUAUCAAUGUGUUUUGGAACUGUUUCUUUGUUUGAAUUGAUUGUUUCAACUUGUUUAUUUUUAUUAAGUUUAUUUACAACAGUGCCAAAUUCAUGUACGUGAUAAUUUCCUUUUGUCAAAUGUAUAUUAUGUAUAUACUUGAUCAUAAUAAUGCAUCUAAGUUGAUACCAUGUAAUUAAUACAUUUUAAAUAAUGUAUUUACAUAAUCCUUCCUUUUGUUUUUAUAUCCUGUAAUCAUAUUCAUAUCACGCCUGAAUUAAGACACUUGUUACCGGUAUUUGAUCUCAAUAUAUGAUCUUAAAUGGCUUAUUUGUUUUAAACUUAAAUAUUCUAUGAUUGUUUGAUAAUUAUUUUUGUUGAUUUAUGUUUUUCUAAAUAUUUUACCCUCCUGUCUAUCAGUAAUUAAUCAGUAAUUAAACGAGUGUUUUAAUGAUAUAUUUUGUUAAUGCAUUAGAGAUACAUAUUUACAUUUGCAAACGUUGAAUAGUAAAAUUUCACGAAGUUCUUUCAAUUUAUUCACAUAAGAUAAAAUGUCAAAUCCGAUCAUUCUAUGUAGAAACUAAGAGAUAUUGAUCGUUGUUAUUAAAAAAUAAUCAAAUUUGAAUUUAAGCGUUUCUAGAAAGAAAAAAAAAAUAGAAAAGUGUGAACCAUUUAACUUUGAGGUUUAUACCUGAUGACUAGGAGAACAUGGUAGUUACUUCAGAGUGGGAUUGUUAUAAACUUUGAAUAGUAAAAUAUACGAAGUUCUUUCAAUUUAUUCACAUAAGAUAAAAUGUCAAAUCGAUCAUUCUAUGUAGAAACUAAGAAAUAUUGAUCGUUGUUAUUUAAGAAAUGAACUCAAUGUCUACCCAAGAUAAACGAGUAUAACCUGGGUAAGGGCAGUUUCCGCGAAACGGAUUAUAAAAUAGCUUAAAUUGCUCCAACCCAGGUAAUACGAGUAUAACUUAGGGUAGAUAUCAAAUUAGUUCUUAUAAUUUAAUUUUCUAUAAUUUACUGUAAAAAAAAUGAGUGCGUUUUACUUUUGAAAUAAUAUUAAUCUGUUCAAAAUUCAAAUGUAACGUCUGGCAGAUUAUUACGUUUUUGACGUUAAUGCAUUGUGACGUGUCUUGUGACGUGCAAACCAGGUUAUAGAAAUUUAACUUAAUUUUUUGACAAAUUAAAUGCCGCGUUACAACCAGAAUUAAAUUAUUAAAAAAUAAUCAAAUUUGAAUUUAAGCGUUUCUGAAAAGAAGAAAAUAGAAAAAGGUUGAACCACUUAACUUGGAGGUCUACACCUGAUAAACAAGGAACACUUGUUAUAUAUGUAUUUUUUUUACAAUUAAAAUUCAAAUAAUAACUACUAUGCAUUUUAUCAUAACAAGAUAUUGUCUUGUAAUUACUUGUAAUUACGAGAUAAUUAACUCGUGAUAACGAGAUCUUUUCUUGUAAUAACAAGAUACUUAACUCGUUAUAUAACGUGAUUUUGAACUCGUAAUAACAAGAUCUUCUCUCGUAAUAUCGAGAUAUUCUCUUGUAAUAACGAUAUAUUUUCUCGUAAUAACGAAAUAAGUAACUUGUUAUAACGACAUAUUUUCUUGUAAUUAAUUUGUUCUAGCUCCGCGAAUCACGCUGAGAUUGCCAAUUUUCCAAAUAAAAGUUUGGCAAACAUUCAUCCCCGAGGAAAAUUUUCAGACAAAG